Messenger RNA from Carassius gibelio (silver crucian carp), 3088 nucleotides. Its product is annotated as extended synaptotagmin-3. Gene Ontology annotation, biological process: lipid transport. The record is from RefSeq and is a predicted model, not a curated record. Lineage: Eukaryota; Metazoa; Chordata; Actinopteri; Cypriniformes; Cyprinidae. Gene Ontology annotation, molecular function: lipid binding. The transcript is spliced from 23 exons. The coding region runs from base 364 to 2931 and encodes 855 amino acids.
CACUUACUCUGCCUCAGCCGCUAUUUAAUGCGACUUCGUCUUCAUGCGCUACUCCCAUGAACACAUCGCUUUCAGUUUGCAAUCAUUUAGGUAAGAAAUAACAUAAAAAGGGAGGAUUUAGGCGUGUCUUUAGGCGGACUAAAAAACAAUAGAAAACACGGAAGUUCACCAAAACUGCCAGGGAGCCUCCACAAACACACAGUCGGUUUAAUGGAGAUGAACUAAACACGACGGGUCACCACCGGGGAUGCUGAGCGCGUCACGAAAAACGUCUUGUUUACUCUUUCGACCAUUGGAUGUGAUCUCAAGAUAGUUCAGUAUCUACUUCUACAUUUAAAUCAAUAACCAGGCUCCAGAGUCACAAUGAGUGCUGCAGUCAGUGGGGGUCAAGAGCCCUCCAUCUCUACUGGUGAUCCAGGACUCAGUGUAAACGAUGUCAGUCAGCUGAUCAUGGAGUUCCUGAUGUUCAUAACGAGAGCGAUUGUCCUGUGCUAUCCCGUAUACCUGACCGGCUCUCUAGGACUCAGCAUCAGCUGGAUUCUUCUGAUCAUGCUCAUGUGGACCAUGUGGAAAAACAACCGCAGGUGGAAAGAUCAGAGGAUCGAUACAGCUAUUGACUUUUUGGAAAACGAGAAGGACGUGAUCAGGAAUGAACUCAAAGCCAUGAACAUGCCAGCUUGGAUUCACUUCACAGAUGUUGAGAAGGCUGCUUGGAUCAACAAGAUUCUUCAGCAAGCAUGGCCGUUCUUUGGCAUGUACAUGGAAAAGCUUCUCGUGGAAAACAUUCAGCCAUCUGUAAGAUUGUCCAACCCCCAUCUGAAGACCUUCACCUUUACAAAAGUCCACAUGGGACAGAAGGCUCCAACUAUUACAGGGGUACGAGUGUACACACAUGAGCUGGAAACAAGAGAGGUCAUCCUUGACCUCAACAUUACUUAUGAAGCUGAUGUAGACAUUGAUGCAGAUGUUAGAGCAGCCAUCAAAGUUGGAGUCAAAGGCCUUCAGCUUCAGGGAAUGCUACGAGUAAUUCUCGAGCCUCUGAUUGGCCAGGCACCAAUCGUAGGUGGAGUCACCAUGUUCUUCAUUCGUCGACCCGCUCUGCAAGUCAAUUGGACUGGAAUGACUAACGUUUUGGAUGGUCCAGGACUAAGUCAUCUGUCAGAGUCGGCCAUUGUGGAUAUCAUCGCCUCUCUCAUGGUUCUGCCCAAUCGUAUGUGCUUCCCUCUGAUUGAUCAAAUCAAGGUUGAUCAAAUGAAGUUUCCUCUUCCUCGAGGUGUCGUACGGGUCCAUGUUUUGGAGGCCCGUGAUCUUGUGGCCAAAGACACGCACAUGAUGGGACUUGUAAAGGGCAAGUCAGAUCCAUAUACUGUGCUGAGGGUCGGAAACAAGCAAUUCAAAACGAAGACCAUCAAAGAAAAUCUGAAUCCACGCUGGAAUGAAGUUUAUGAGUUUGUCAUUCAUGAAGCCCCUGGGCAAGAGUUGGAGGUGGAACUUUAUGAUGAAGACAAAGAUGCUGAUGACUUUUUGGGCAGGUUCAGUCUGGAUUGUGGGGAUGUGAGAAAAGACAGAGAGAUAGAUGAGUGGUUCACCCUGGAGGACAUAGAGUCUGGUCAGAUACAUAUGAAGUUGCAAUGGUUUUCUUUGCACACAAACCAAGCACUACUGCAGGAGACCAGUGAUGGGCUCGCGUGUGCCAUGUUGGCAGUAUACCUGGACAGUGCCUCUAAUCUGCCUAAAGACCAUCGUGAAUUCACCCAUAAUGAAAAGCAUGGAAAACCACCCAAAGUAGCUCGGCUUACCAGAAGAACUAAUGAUCCUAACUCAUAUGUGGAGUUUUUCAUUGAUCAGUCAAAAAAAAGUCAAAAAAGCAAGGUUGUGUUUGCCUCAAAAGACCCAACUUUUGAUGAAUGCUUCACAUUCUUUGUGCACAGUGUGAAUAACCAAGUGUUGAAUGUUGAGGUAAAAGAACACGAGAAGAAAUCCUCGCUGGGCAAACUCUCUCUGCCAUUGGUCUGGCUGCUCAAUGCACCGGACAUGGCCCUGGACAAGCGCUUUCUGCUGGAGCGCUCCGGAACCAACAGCCAGAUCAAGAUGAAAGCUGUUCUCAGGAUUCUUACGCUGGAGAAAAGGAAACCAGAGGUUGCCACUCCACCAGCUCCGGCUGAGGAAAAAGACUCAUCUACCCAAACUCGCCCUGAGCCCCAAACUCCAGCUCCAGCUCAACCUGUACAGAGCGUCCUGAAAGAAAAAGUGCCGGUUUCAUUUGUCCCACUCUCCAGAACACAGACAGUUCCUGCCCCCAUGCCAUCUUCGGUCAGCUCCUAUAAUGAACUCCAAGCGGAGUAUACACCCUACCGACGAAGCACUAUCGUGGGCUCCUCCUCUCCUGCAUUUCACCCCUCCACCCCAGGUCAAAUUCAUCGCUACGAUUCCCAAAGCCUGUUUUCGGAGAACUCAAUCAUUUCUUCUCGUCUCGAUCUAACGGACAAUGCUUUUUAUCCAGAGGCCAUCUUGAAUCAUCAGGGUAGCUUUGGACAGAUCCAUCUCACAUUGCGUUAUGCCACCUUAAGGAAGCGGCUCAUUGUGAUUGUCAGCAGCUGCAAGGAUCUGUUCUCCUGCAGCGAGAGCAGCUCUGAUACUUACGUCCGCAUGUAUCUGCUGCCUGAUCAGACGUGGAAGCACCGCAGGCGCACUGUAGUUAAAAAGAAGACCGUCAACCCUGUCUUCAAUGAGACAUUUGAGUUUGCUGUGUCAUUGGAGGAAGCGAGAACAAGGAAUUUGGAUGUUGCCGUAAAAAACAAUAAAAUGCUUCACAAAAGAGAGCGUAAGGAGAUUGGAAUGGUUUUGAUCAAUAUGUCUGAAAUGGAUCUCAUCAAGGGUGUCACAGAAUGGUAUGAACUUACUCUCCCUGGGUUAAAGAAGACAAACUAGGAGAACUGAGGUCAGCUAGUCACAAAAUAACAGAGCAAAUUUCUUAUUUCCUCAUAAUUUUAUUUUUACCUGCUGAAAGCUGCUAAAAACUACUUCGAUGAGACGGACUAAGCACUUUGACACUGACUUGGUGAUUUGAAUACAUAAUUCCCUCAUC